UCUUUGGAAUGUUGUUCAUGAAAAUAUACCCAUUAAAGUUUGUGUGAAUAUGUCUAAACUCUAUGUAAGAAAGUAAAAUACACUCACUUUAUAUACUACUUUUAGAAAUCCAAGCUCAAACUCAUCAACUAUUUAUACCUUUCAAAUUCCUCAAAACACUCUCUAAAUUCUUCCUCGUCCAUCUCCAUUUCUCUCUAUUCCAACUACAGUUUCUUUCGAUACCUUAUAACUCACUCAGAACCCCUUCUUUUCUCAGGCACGUUCAAAAAAAAAUCUAGUGAAUUCAUUUUCUUAAUGUCUACAUCAACAAGAAGAUUGCUUUCCGGCGUGGCAGCGGCGGCACCGCCACCAGAACCUCUUGCAACUGAUUCUGAUUUAGUAAUCAUACUAGCUGCUCUAUUAUGUGCCCUGAUUUGUGUGGUUGGUUUAUUCGCUGUGGCUCGUUGCGCUUGGUCACGGAGGAAUCAUUCUACUACACUGGUUCCUCAGCUACUCCCGGCUGCUAACAAUGGUUUGAAAAAGAAGAUCAUUCAGCAACUUCCUAAAAUCAUUUUUGGUGCAGGAAGUGCUAUCAGUGGAAAUUUGGCCGAUUGUGUUAUCUGUUUAACUGAAUUCGUUGAUGGGGAUGAGAUUAGAGUUCUUCCUCAGUGUGGGCAUGGAUUUCAUGUCGGCUGUAUCGACACGUGGCUUGGUUCUCAUUCUUCGUGUCCGUCCUGCCGUCAGAUAUUUAUUUCCCCUACUCCGAGGUGUCAAAAGUGCGGUGGAGUCCCGGCAAGAUCGGAUGAAACUGGUGCCGACUUGGAAGUUGGACUCAAGAGUAGUACUACCACUGUUACUCAAUCUCAGGAACAUAGGUUUCUGCCUUGAUUGAUUAGAAGAAAUACUGUAUUUCUUAAUUAGUUAGAUAUUUUUGGCUUUAAGCCUUUAACCUUUAUAUGUCAAAAGUGUAUUAUUCUGGUUUUUUGUUUAAUACUACUUGGCAGUGCAAUAUUUUAUUCA
This is a messenger RNA of Papaver somniferum (opium poppy), 999 nucleotides long. Its product is annotated as RING-H2 finger protein ATL8-like. NCBI's taxonomy places the organism in Eukaryota, Viridiplantae, Streptophyta, Magnoliopsida, Ranunculales, Papaveraceae. The record is from RefSeq and is a predicted model, not a curated record. The transcript has a single exon. Bases 295 to 867 code for a protein of 190 amino acids.